Pistacia vera is the source of this 615-nucleotide messenger RNA. Its product is annotated as squalene synthase 2-like. Gene Ontology annotation, molecular function: squalene synthase [NAD(P)H] activity; protein binding. Gene Ontology annotation, biological process: biosynthetic process; farnesyl diphosphate metabolic process. The record is from RefSeq and is a predicted model, not a curated record. The coding region runs from base 1 to 615 and encodes 204 amino acids. Lineage: Eukaryota; Viridiplantae; Streptophyta; Magnoliopsida; Sapindales; Anacardiaceae. Gene Ontology annotation, cellular component: endoplasmic reticulum membrane. The transcript has 4 exons.
AUGGGUGCAGGGAUGGCAAAAUUUAUUGCAAGGAGGUUUGUGAAUCGUGUUGAAACAAUUGAUGACUAUGAUGAAUAUUGCCACUAUGUCGCUGGACUUGUUAGAUCAGGCUUAUUAAAGCUUUUCCAUGCCUCUGGGAAGGAAGAUAUGGCUCCAGAAGAUCUUUCCAAUUCAAUGGGUGUAUUUCUUCAGGACUUGAAGUAUGACGAAAACUCUGUCAAGGCAGUAGAAUGCUUGAAUGACAUGGUUACCAAUGCUUUGGCAAAUGUGGAAGAUUGUUUUAAAUACAUGUCUGUUUUACGAGAUCCUGCUUUUUUCCGAUUUUAUUGGAUGGGAAACCUCUUGAAUCUGGUUGUAUUUUACAUCGAUUCCAAUAGCUUGACUGGUCCAAUCUCGUUGAGUCUUGGAAACCUCAGAAACCUGGAAGUCUUGUACGUGUCCCUCAACCAACUUUCUGGUUCCAUUCCUCAGGAAUUAGGAAAUUUGGAGUCUCUCAUUGAUAUUAGUCUAUAUAGCAACAACCUUUCAGGUUCAAUUCCAAUGUCUCUUAGUGGUUUUAGAAAUCUCCUUUAUCUUGAUUUAUACAAUAAUUCACUUCCUGGUACCAUUCCCUAA